Molecule: messenger RNA, 1970 nt
Organism: Musca domestica (house fly)
Lineage: Eukaryota; Metazoa; Arthropoda; Insecta; Diptera; Muscidae
Gene: gkt
Product: probable tyrosyl-DNA phosphodiesterase
Exons: 7
Coding region: 143-1894 (583 amino acids)
Biological process (GO): double-strand break repair; single strand break repair
Cellular component (GO): nucleus
Molecular function (GO): double-stranded DNA binding; single-stranded DNA binding; 3'-tyrosyl-DNA phosphodiesterase activity
Source: RefSeq, a predicted model, not a curated record
AUUGCUUUCUGUUUAUUUUUUAUCGGGUGUUCCUUUGUGGCCUUCAUAUUAGUUUCGUUGGGACGUUUUUCAUUUUUGUUUUCCACGCUUGAGAGACGACAAUCAACCAACCAUACAUCAAAGGCACGAAAACCCUUUUAAGAUGUCAAAUUUUACAAAUUUAAAGAAAUGUCCAUAUGCUGAAAAAUGUUAUCGGCGAAAUCCUAUUCAUUUCAGUGAAUUUUCUCAUACACACUUGGAUAAUAUAUAUCACGGCGGAUGGGAUUCAGAAUCUAAAGAAUAUACUAUACCAGACGAAUUGUCUCAAAAUGCCGAUGUGAUAUUGCAACAAUUAAAAUUGCUGGAGAAACUUUAUCCAAAAGAUUCCAAGGAGCACAAAAAUAAAAAUGUACAAACAAAAUGCAAAUCAGAUGGAAUGAAAACCGAAAAGAGAGCAAGUUCUCCGAAACCAUCAACCUCUUCUGAUGCUGGCACACGAUCUGAGAUAGAAAGCAGUUCUAACUUGGCAAAGAAACAAAAGAUUACUAAGAAUAUUAGGGAUUAUGUGCCAGUGGUUGUUGAGAAGGGUCAAAUGGCGAGAAAGUUGGAAGCUGCGGCACCGUAUAAUUUCUUCCUAACAGCUAUUACAGACUCAAAACCAACUCACAAUGAACCUUUGACAAUUACUUUGCAAGAGAUUCUCGACGAAAGUUUGGGGACUAUUGUAGAGUCUGUUCAGAUAAACUUCAUGGUGGACAUUGGUUGGUUAUUGGGACACUACUACUUUGCAGGCAUAUUGGAUACGCCCUUGCUUGUCUUGUAUGGCGAUGAUACACCAGAAUUGCAAACUAUUUCAAAGCACAAACCAAAAGUUAAAGCAAUUAAGGUAAAAAUGCCAACGCCAUUCUCUACUUCUCAUACAAAGAUGAUGUUAUUGGCGUACCAGGAUGGUUCAAUGCGUGUCGUUGUGUCAACAGCCAAUUUAUACGAAGAUGACUGGCAUAAUCGCACUCAGGGUGUGUGGAUAAGUCCCUUAUUAGAGCCACUGGCAGAAGAUGCAGACACCGCUGCAGGAGAAAGUCCCACAAAUUUCCGUCAGGAUUUAAUGUUGUAUUUGGUGGAAUAUAAAUAUGCUGAACUUCAACCCUGGAUAGCAAGAAUACGACGAACAGACUUCAGUGCCAUAAACGUGUUUUUUAUUGGAUCUGUACCAGGAGGGCACAGAGAGGGUCCUCGAGGGCAUCCAUGGGGUCAUGGUCGCGUUAGUAGUAUACUUCAAAAGCAUUGCGCUCCAAUUGAUGAGUCUGUACCUGUGGUCUGUCAAAGCUCAAGUAUUGGAAGUUUGGGAGCCAAUGUACAAGCCUGGAUACAAAAUGAUUUUCUCAAUAGUUUGAGGCGAGAUUGUAAACCUCUUGGAAUCCGUAAGUUUCCUCAAUUUAAAAUGAUAUAUCCCAGCUUUUGCAACGUGAGUUCCAGUCACGACGGUAUGUUAGGAGGUGGAUGUUUGCCCUACAGUAGAAAUACAAAUGAUAAACAGCCUUGGUUAAAGUCCUACUUACAUCAAUGGACAUCUAAACUUCGUCAUCGUUCCCGCGCAAUGCCACAUAUUAAGUCAUAUACAAGAUUCAAUUUAGAAGACAAAUCUAUAUACUGGUUUCUUUUGACAUCAGCUAACUUAUCAAAGGCAGCAUGGGGCUCAUUUAAUAAAAAUUCAAGUAUUCAAGCCUGCUUGCGAAUAGCUAAUUUUGAAGCAGGCGUACUCUUUUUACCGAGAUUUGUGAUUGGUGAGGACACUUUUCCACUUGGCACUGUAAGAGACGGUAUACCACCAUUUCCUCUUCCGUAUGAUGUUCCACUGACACCAUACAGUCCUGAUGACAAACCCUUUUUAAUGGAUUACUUACACGAGCUAUAAAUAGUAAAACAAGCUUGAAGAUAUUGCCGUUAUUUUAACUGAUUGAUUCAAAUAAAUAAUUAAUUUCAGGAUCGAA